Molecule: messenger RNA, 803 nt
Organism: Lactuca sativa (garden lettuce)
Lineage: Eukaryota; Viridiplantae; Streptophyta; Magnoliopsida; Asterales; Asteraceae
Source: RefSeq, a predicted model, not a curated record
UAAAAUUCCCCUCAUCCACGUCUCAAUAGUAUCGGGCUAUCGGCUCUACCAGUACCAGUCAGACACUUUGACUUUCCGCAUUCCCAAGAUGACGUCUCCGGUGGCCCUGCUCUCUUUCCUCCUCCUAUCUCUUCCACUUCUCUACUCCGCCGCCCCACUCACAGCUUACGAAGCCCUCGAACAAUACGAUUUCCCGGCGGGUCUGCUUCCACUGGGAGUCACAGGCUACACUCUCAACGAGGACACUGGAGAAUUUGAGGCGUACCUGAGUGAGACGUGCUCUUACUCCGUCGAAGGCUACGAUCUCAAAUACAAGUCCACCAUCAGCGGAAAAAUCAGCAAAGACAAGAUCACCGACUUGAAAGGUAUCAGCGUAAAAGUUGUGUUUUUCUGGGUGAACAUCGUGGAGGUCACCCGCGACGGCGAUGAGUUGUCUCUCUCCGUGGGGAUAUUGUCGGCGUCAUUUGACAUCAGUGGAUUCAUCGAGUCCCCACAGUGUGGAUGUGGGUUCGAUUGCAACGAUAUUCGAAUUGAUGAGAUUACGGAAGAGAAUAAGAUGGAUAUGGUUUCGGUUUUGUCCUUCUGAAUUAAUCAACAGGUUUUGUUGAUUAUAAUAAACUUGUUUUCCACCUUCAGGAAAAAUCAUAGCUAGCAUCGUUUUCUCGAUGGUUUAGGGCUUUCGGUUGUGUACCUAAUUAUUAAUUGUUAGGUUAGCUAAUAGUUCGUUACAAGCAGAUUACAAAUUCUGUUGUAUGAAUUGGUUAUAAAUUUAACCAUUUAAAUAAGAGAAAAAUAUCCUCUAA